UGGGCGAGGAAGAAAAGGGUAAGAGUAAGAAUGAUAAGGAAGACCCUCACAAGGUUCAGAGUAGACCCUCUUCUUCAAGUGACGUUAAAACACUCAUUCGUGACACUUCCUGCAUGCCCACCCACCUCUUCUGCCCUCUGAGGAGCUGUUUUACUUCUGGUCUUCACUGCAGAGGGAAAGAAGAGCCUGUGCCAACAGCGCUGGCUCAGGUUGACCGUGAAAAGAUUUACCAAUGGAUCAAUGAGCUGUCCAGCCCUGAGACACGGGAGAACGCGCUGCUGGAGCUGAGCAAGAAGCGCGAGUCUGUGCCUGACCUCGCCCCGAUGCUGUGGCACUCGUUUGGCACCAUCGCAGCGCUCCUUCAGGAAAUUGUAAAUAUUUACCCAUCCAUCAACCCUCCAACUUUGACAGCCCAUCAGUCCAACAGAGUCUGCAAUGCUUUAGCUCUGCUGCAGUGUGUUGCAUCACACCCUGAAACAAGGUCAGCUUUUCUGGCAGCUCAUAUCCCUCUCUUCCUGUACCCCUUCCUGCACACAGUCAGCAAGACACGUCCCUUUGAGUACCUGCGGCUCACGAGCCUCGGAGUGAUUGGCGCCUUGGUGAAAACUGACGAGCAAGAAGUGAUAAAUUUCUUAUUGACAACAGAAAUUAUCCCCCUGUGCUUACGCAUUAUGGAGUCUGGCAGUGAACUCUCCAAAACGGUUGCUACGUUUAUUCUUCAGAAAAUCCUCCUGGAUGACACAGGGCUGGCAUACAUCUGUCAGACUUAUGAGCGGUUUUCCCAUGUUGCCAUGAUACUGGGUAAAAUGGUCCUGCAGCUCUCCAAGGAGCCAUCGGCACGGCUGCUGAAACAUGUCGUCCGCUGCUACCUUCGCCUUUCCGAUAACCCCAGAUGUAGGGCACGUGAAGCUCUCAGGCAGUGCCUUCCUGACCAGCUGAAGGACACCACCUUCGCCCAGGUCCUGAAGGAUGACACCACCACAAAGCGCUGGCUGGCUCAGCUCGUCAAGAACCUGCAAGAGGGUCAAGUCACUGACCCACGGGGCAUCCCUCUUCCUCCGCAAUGACUGCUGGGGGAGGUGGGGAACUGGGGAAGAAACAGCUCAGGUUUACAAAAAACGAGGAACAGGUGACCUCUUCUGCAACAAACUGGGCACGCCAGCUGGCUGCCAGCCUGUCGGACCAUCCCACCCAGCCAAAGGGCUGCUCUGUAGCAGCAAUGCCUCCGGGGAUCCCAACACCAGCAAAUGCUGAUACUACAGCU
This is a messenger RNA of Manacus vitellinus (golden-collared manakin), 1264 nucleotides long. It is a transcript of the gene CNOT9, whose product is annotated as CCR4-NOT transcription complex subunit 9. Gene Ontology annotation, biological process: negative regulation of translation; mRNA catabolic process. Gene Ontology annotation, cellular component: CCR4-NOT complex; CCR4-NOT core complex; P-body. Bases 114 to 1067 code for a protein of 317 amino acids. The transcript has 8 exons. The record is from RefSeq and is a predicted model, not a curated record. Lineage: Eukaryota; Metazoa; Chordata; Aves; Passeriformes; Pipridae.